AUGGGUAAAAAAAGAGUUGGUGCUUUGGAGAAGGUCGAUGCCGAUCUUCCGAAUUUACAGUACAAGAUUCGAAGAGAUCCAAAAUCAUAUGCUGAGGAUUUCUUGAAUCAAUAUGGACAAUAUCAAUCUCAGAGAGACAUAUUUAUGUCCUCUCCUUCCACUGCGACAUCCGGUGGUAUCGUUUCAUUUCACGACCUCAUCGAUUUCGUCGCACAUUGUUCAGACUGUUUCCCAGAAGAUACCGCAGAGUUUCCAGAAGAUCUUAAGAGGAUCUUAACUUUACAUCAUGCUGAACUUGAGAGCGAAUUGCGCGAGAAGAUUGUGGGAAGUUUGGUGUUACUGCGACGAAAAGAAGUAAUUGAUUCAGCCGACCUCCUCAAUACACUGUUUCCGAUACUGGUAGCUACACCCAGUAAAACUCUGCGAACACUGCUAUUCCAAAAGAUUUUGUCAGAUCUCCGAACUUCAAAUUCCAAGGCUAUCAACCAUCGUCUCAAUCGAACAAUGCAAACAGCAUUAUUUAAUUUGCUCACAUCCGAUCGAACAUCUUCAAAAGGAAUCUGGGCCGUCAAGAUUACAAGAGAAUUGUGGAAGCGACAGAUAUGGACAGAUGCGAAAACUGUCGAGAUCAUGAAGGAAGCCAGUUUGUCAGAUAAUGAGAAGGUCGUUGGAGGUGGAGUACGGUUCUUCCUGGGAGGUGACAAGGAAAGAGAGGACAUGGAGGACGAAAGCAGCGAUGAUGAAGCAAUUGAUAUUGGUAAGCUAAAGCAUCAAGCUGGUGUCAACAAGAAGACAAAGAAGAAGACAAAGUCAUUGGAAAAGGCCGUCGACAAGGUGCGAAGGAAGGAAAAGAAGAGCAAACAACCUCAUCCAUUGAACUUUUCCGCGCUGCAUCUAUUACACGAUCCCCAAGGUUUUGCCGAAACCUUAUUCUCGAAGCAUCUUCAAAACUCGAAGUCGAAGCUUAAUCUUGAACAAAAACUGAUUGUCCUAUCAUUGGUUUCACGACUUGUUGGCUUGCACAAGCUUACAGUAAUCGCAUUAUAUUCCUACUUCACCAAAUACCUCACACCACGACAACCAUCAGUAACCUCAUUCUUGGCAUCUCUAGCUCAAGCAACACAUAACCUUGUUCCACCUGAUGCGUUAGAACCUUUGGUGCAGAAAAUUGCCAACGAAUUCGUUUCUGAAGCCUCUGCCUCGGAGGUCGCUGCUUCUGGACUGAACGCUAUUCGAGAAAUUUGCGUGCGACAACCUUUAGCUAUGAACGAUACACUUCUCCAAGAUCUUAUCAUGUACAGGAAGAGCAAGGACAAGGGAACAAUGAUGGCUGCAAAGGGACUGUUAUCCUUGUACCGUGAAGUUGGAGCUGAUAUGUUGAAGAAGAGAGAUAGAGGAAAGACGGCAAGUAUGGGACUCAAGGCUGGAUCGAUCAAGGAAAGACGAUUUGGUGAGGAAGAAGUUGGUGGUAUUGAGGGUAUUGAAUUGCUUGAGCAGUGGAAGGAAGAUGAGAGGAAACGGAAACGAGUCGAACAAGGUUUACCUGAAGAAUUGGGUACAGAUGAGGAAGAAGAGGACGAUGAGCAAGAUUGGAAUGCCUGGGAUGUGGAAUCUGAUGCCAGCAGUGAUGCUGGUGACUGGAUCAACGUCGAGAGUGAUGCUGAAAUUGAGAUCAGUGAUAGCGAAGAUGACAAGCCUGCCGCUAAGAAAGCGAAGCUGGACAUCAAGGCCACCGAAAAGUCAGCAGAAGACACCGAAAAGGAAAAAUCCGACGAAGUCCUUGAACAGAAAAUCUCGACAUAUGCAACCACUAAAAUCCUUACUCCUGCCGAUCUUACAAAGCUUCAAGAGCUUCGCCUUGAAGCUAGCGUGAAUAAGGCAAUGGGUGGAAGGACACAAUCUCAACGAAUGAAAGAUGCAGCUGCAAGACAUGCAGAUGAUGCUUUGACUGCUGAUCAAAUCGAAGGUUUCUCGAGGUUACAAAAGAACACCAGGGAAGAGAAGAUAGCAAUGGCUAGAGAAGGAAAGGGAGAGCGUAGCGAGCACAAGUCUACUAAGGCAUUGAGGAGGGCCAAAAAGGAUUCCGAGGGCAAGAGUAGUACGAAUCAAGAGAAAUCUAGAAAUAAGAAUUUCAUGAUGACCUUGGGUAAGGCUAAGAGGCAUAUUGAUGUUGGCCGUCUUUACAACAUUCAACUCUUCACGCAAAGUCCUCAUGGCUUUCCGGUUUCCAAUAUGACAGUAAGUGAUGACGGAGCAGCUCAAAAGCCAGCGAAGCGAGAACAAAAGGCCAUAAUCGAUCCUUGCGACACCAUACCUAGGUAUGAUGAAGAAUCACAAACGUCAGAGACUGGGCCACAGAAACGCAAAAUCAAACUCGAAGAUGAGGAUGAUCAGGAGCAUAAAACCAAAUGUCUGAAACUUGGUCUGAAAGAGGAUUCUCACACAGGUUCAUACCAAACUCCAACUUUCCGAAGCCAAGAGAUAUCGGAACGAUUUUCGGGCUGGCAUCCAACUGUCUAUCAACAUCCCCCAGAAACAAAGCCGCAAGUCUGCUCUCAAAAGACUGAUAUCAAUCCAUACUUACUUUGUUCUAAUCAUGGUCAUGAUGGUGUUAGUCUUGCGCGACACCUCCCAAUGCCCCAGAUAUCCCAAAAUUCAACAACAUCGAAACCAGACCAGCGUACGAUUGCCAGGUUCCCCAGACUCGACAGAUUCUUACAAAUGAGGAUGACUCUACCGAGCAUGAGAAGGACCAUGCUCGAAAUAGAACACCAUAAUCAGAUAUACAAGGACAACACGGACUACACUCCCGACUUCAAUAGAAUAUUCCGCUCACCCUCAUGGUCAAGUGUGUCAGAAACCGAAGACGAAACCAAAUCGGCUGAUAUAGCCGCGCCAGCUCCCCCCCCUCCCACCCCCCCCCCACCCCCCCAGCUCCUAAAUGCAUUUUAA
Messenger RNA from Sclerotinia borealis F-4128, 2952 nucleotides. The record is from the annotation of a GenBank genome assembly. Lineage: Eukaryota; Fungi; Ascomycota; Leotiomycetes; Helotiales; Sclerotiniaceae.